CGAACGGAACUGGUAACUCAGGCAAUUCAGCUGACCAGUUCGCAGUGCCAGCAUCAGGGGGGCGGUCCAGCGCAUCAAAUGCUUCUUCCACCUCGUACAAAAGUGACUGGUAUGGUCGGCAGGAUCUUGUAGGUAGCAGUGCAUAGGAGGGAAUUCAGCACUGGCAUUCCACCAUUGCAGACUCACAGCACCUGUGCUUUGGGAAUUUCCCUGGCUUUGAUCCGAAACGAGCACCGCAACAAACUGACCUUAGCAUCGUUAAGGAGUGCAGGCUUUCAAUCUGUGGCAUUGGUUGCCAGCCCCGUCAUCGAGCCUAAGGUCCUCCCUUCUGGAUCAUCGGGGUUGCUUUUGUCAGCAGAUCCUGCUGGAGGCUGCUUGUCAACGGACUGUUACAGCGGCCCUUGAGAUGAAUUUCUUCUGAGGGCCUAUUCUGUCCUUUUUUUAAGUCCAGGCCAAAAUCAUGGUGGCCUCCUCUCCCAGGAACCGGCCUGCCCCUGACAGCAAGCGUUUUGAUGUCGAGCUCACCGUGGACUCCUUGACUAACCUGCGAUUGAGCGCAGAAGAAGAGACCCUCGUCUCUGUAGAUGUCAAGUGGAAAGGGCCAAAGUCUGCACUUGGAUCGCGUUUCAGGAAGAGUCAGAAGAAGGACAACACCUCAGCGGAGGUGGUAACAGGAGGUGGCGCAGUUGUCUGGGGGGAAGGUGUUAGCAAGUUCAAGCACCAGUGUCUCUUGCUGGGAGCCAAAAGCCAGGGCUAUGAGGAGGUCACCUACCAACCUUGGGAUGUCAACUUUGUCAUCCUCAAGGCGGCUGCUUCUGCUCCAGAGAAGACAAGUGCCUUGGGCAAGGCAUCCCUGAAUUUGUCAGAGUAUGGAUCGGGGCUACGAAAUCCAUGGACAACCAUUCAGGUUGAGAUGGAAGGCAAGGGAGUGGAUGCGAAUGCAGAGCUGAAGGUGAGAGUCUCCAUGGUGGAGCUCAGAAACGAGGACGGUCCCACAACUCCCGAGUCUGUGGCCCCUGCCCCCAAGCGCUCCUCGCGCCUCUCCCACCGCCUCUCCCACUCGCGCUCUCGCUCUCUCAGCGUCCUUGAGGACCUCAAGCUGCCGGAAAAACCCCUGAUGACAUCAUCUAUGAUUUCGUCGGACGCGGACGACGAGGCGGAGACCGAGGACCUGGCGGCGCUCGGCGUGGAGCUCCCCCUCAAGUACAACAGCAUGGUAGCUAGCAACCUCGCAGCGGCGUUGGGGGCCACCGAACUUGCCGAGGUCGACAGAGCGGUGAUCCAACCCCUCCCCCAGAUUGCAACCCUGGAACGGACUGUCAGUGUUCCUCUGCCGGAGGUGUCGGACGGGGAGGAAGAGGGAGGGGCCAAGGACGAGGGGACGUCCAAGGCGAGGGGUCUGUUCAAGAAGCGCAAGCUGAGCUUCCGGUCGCCCAAGGGGGACCCCCUGCUGUGGACCAAGGAGAAGGAGCAGCCGCUGCUGAACAAGGUCAAGGCGGAAGAGGAGGAGGUGGUCAACACGUGGGAGAGCCCGUACACCGACUCGUCAUCUGCGGAGCAUGGCCGCUGGCUAGACGCGAAGCGCGCGGGUUUGCCUCCGAGCCUGUCCUCAGACAGCCUCUCUGCUUCGGACGGCAACUACAGCUCGGACGCUGAGGAAGAGCACAAGGUCGGCGCGUGGCAGCUGCGCCAGAUUGUCAGCCGAGAUGGGUCCAGCCGCAUGCUGGGGGAGGUCUUCUUUGCGUCGUUCGACCAGCGCAGCGAGAGCGCGGCUGGCGAGAGCGCGUGCACCGCUCUAGUUGCUGUCAUCGCUGACUGGCUGCACCAGCACCCGGGGCAGAUGCCGACGAAGGGGAUGUUCAACCAGCUGAUCCAGGAGGGGAGCGGCGAGUGGCGCGCCCUGUGCGAGAUGGACGAGUUCAAGGAGAGCUUCAAGGACCGGCACUUUGACCUUGAGACGGUGCUCGGCGCGCGCAUCCGGCCGCUCAAGGUGGACCACUUCCACUCGUUCGUGGGGUUCUUCAAGCCGCCUGAGGUGGAGACGUCGCACGAGAUGCUGGCGGGGUCGAUGUCGUUCGACGACAUCUGGAGCGAGCUGGCAAAGGCGGGGGAGGGGGUGUACAUCGUCAGCUGGAACGACCACUUCUUCAUCCUGAAAGUCGACGAGGGGCGGUGCUACAUCAUCGACACGCUGGGGGAGCGCCUGGUGGAGGGGUGCAGCCGCGCGUUCAUGCUGCGCUUUGAGGGGGGGUGCUGCUGCAAGCAGGUGGCCGAGACCAAGGCCGAGAUCCGGAGGGAGGAAGAGGAGAAAGCGGCGGCGGCGCAGGCGGAGAAAGAGCGUGCGGCGGGGCCGAAGAAGAAGCAGAAGCCCAGCCCGUACGCAAGCGGGCUGUCUCGGACGGUGUCCGGCGUGCCCAAGGCGUCCGAGAAGGAGGACAGUCCAAAGGGGGCCGGGCUGGGGCGGACGCUGAGCAUGUCGACGCUGGGGGCGCUGCUGGGGAGAACUAGCAGCGGCAGCUUUGGCGCAGGGAGCAAAAACGCGGAGAGGGCGGCGCUGGUGGCGAAAGAGGACUUGAAGGGGAAAAUUUUGGAGACGAAUGGGGCAGCUUCGGAGGGAAUGGGCGGGGGUGAGAUCUCGGCGCCGGUUUCUGAGGGCGAGAAUGAGGGUGCGGGUGAGGACGGGGAGAAAGUGGAGGAGUGUGGCCUGGGGCGGGGGAUGUGCAAGGGGCGACAUUUUGUGAGGGACUUUUUGGCGGCCGUGCCGCUGCGAGCGCUGGCUGAGGAUCUGAAGGCAAAGCGCGCGGUGCCCGUGCAUCAGCGGUUACAGAUUGAGUUCAACUACACGCGGCUGUUGGACCUAUUCAACGAGAAAGACGUCAAGAAGCUGGGCUAAGGGGGGAGGGAAGCGGAGGUUAUUUAUAUCCAGCGAAGGUGAACCGGGCACCGUUUGUGCAAAGUCGAGACUGCUAUUUGACUGCGACGGAGUUAGAGUUGAGAUUUUUUGAGAUGGAGGGGAUGGAAGUGGGAGAGUGGAGGGGAUGGAAUCGGGAGAUGGAAACAAUGAGAGUAAUUUUGUUGUUAUGCAUCCCAGGUGAAAGCUGGCAAGGAUCACGUGCUACACACGGUGCUGUUAGGUUGCAGUAUAUAGUCCAAUCUUAUUCGAAGUCAGGAGAGAUUUGGGCAGCUUGUAAGAAGCAGCUCUCCCUUCUUGAGAUAAAGUUCUCUGUUGUAAGCUGUCCUGUGGCAACGCUUGCCAUGGCAAAGCAUUCAGCAACUGAGACAUUACAUCUUAGCUUUUAGCAUCAGAUGUUGACGUGUCAAAGUCCAAUCAGACGUUGUAGGCAAUCCGGUCGGUCGAGUUUCCAAGUCCUGCUCCAAAGUACUUAGGUAUAUGCGUCUAAUAGCAAUUAGUCCAGGACCUCUGAACGAGUUGCAUUGAGGUACUCAACUCCUCUCCUGGAGGUUCUAGUUAAUCACUCGGCACCUCCAAGAAUGCUGCUCUUUUUGCCUGGG
Molecule: messenger RNA, 3513 nt
Organism: Klebsormidium nitens
Lineage: Eukaryota; Viridiplantae; Streptophyta; Klebsormidiophyceae; Klebsormidiales; Klebsormidiaceae
Source: the annotation of a GenBank genome assembly